GAGAGAGAGAGAGAGAGAAAGACGCCCAGCCGCUGCUGACAAGCACGCCAUAGACUGAGAUAGACUGAGGUAGACUGAGGUAGAGCUUGUUGGUGGGUUUGUGUUCAGCAGCAGCAGCAGGAGGGAUACACACUACAACCUCCGCAUGCCAGAGGGUCGCGUGUUUCCAGUGUGGCGGGGGAUCGGGGUCGGUGCUGGCGUCAGAGGCGGGUGGAGCCAGGGCUGGGGACGCUGUCUGCAAUGGGAUCCUGACAGUCCCGGACAAGGGGCCCGGGUACCGGUGUUUGACUACCCUGUCUGGGUUGUCCUCUGCCGUGGGGGACGCGCCAGACUCUGGGAGGUUUGUCAGCGAGGGAGGGGUGCCAUCCGACUGCCCGCAGACAUGCUCAGCAUCAAGCUGCCCCAACUCUUUGACAUCCACCAGGUCCCCAAGGUGUUCAGGGAGGAUAGCAUCAUCUCUGGGUACCGUCACCCACGGAGCUCGGCGCUGGACUGCGUCCUCAGCAGCUUCCAGAUGAACAACGAGACCAUCAACAUCUGGACCCACUUCCUGCCAACAUGGUACUUCCUGUGGCGUUUCUGUGUCCUCUGCUCCACCAUGAACUUCCUGACUGACAGCUACACCUGGCCCCUCCUGGUGUACAUGCUGCUCAUCUGCAUUUACCCCUUCACCUCCAGCUGUGCGCACACCUUCAGCACCAUGUCCCCAGAGUCCCGCCACAUCUGCUACUUCUUUGACUACGGAGCGCUCAGCCUCUACAGUCUGGGUUGUGCCAUAAGCUACGGGUACUACGUCAUGCCGGACUGCUUGGUGAACAGCUGGCUCCAUCAACAUUUUGUCCCCAUCGCCAUUGGAAACACACUUUUCUGUACCAGUCUGUCCUGCUACUCCAGGUUCCUGGAGCUGCAGUUCCCUCAGAGAAGUAAAGCUCUGAGGACGGGAGCGUUCGUCCUUCCUUUUAUAUUUGACACGGUUCCUCUAGUUUACAGGAUCCUUCUCUGCUGCGGCGGGAGCUGCAGCCCGAGCGACGCCAUGUCCAGUCACUGUUACCACCUCCUCUUCGCCUUCCUCACCUGUUUCCUGUUCACCUCCCACCUCCCGGAGAGGUUGGCCCCCGGACGCUUCGACUACUUUGGCCACAGCCACCAGCUCUUCCACGUCUGCGCCGUGGUGGGGACCCACUUCCAGAUGGAGGGCGUGAUGGCCGACAUGACGUCGCGGCGGGCGUGGCUGCUGGCCCACGGGGCGACGCCCUCCUUCCUGGGGACCAUCGGCAUGCUGGUGGCCAGCCUGGUCCUCAACCUGGGCAUCAUCGGCAUCUUCAGCGCCCCGCUGCUGUGGAAGCCCUGCUGCAGCUCCAAGCAGCCGCACACGUCAGCGUGCGAGUGCAAGGAGCAGUGAGGGCGAACGUCCCACCAACGGCCACUAAAGUGUGUGUGUGUGUAAGUGUGUAAGUGUGUAAGUGUGUGUGUGUGUGUGUGUGUGUAAGUAAGAUGCCUAUUAAUGCCAAUAGUUUUAUCGUUUAGAGAGAAAGAUUGUCAUGCAUCCUGUUCCGUGCUAAAGCAUUUCUCUAACACACCUGAUACAUCUGUUCGUGUGUUCACUCAGCAGCUGAGGACCCAGUCGCUUUCAUUGAAGCCUUUCUUUCUUUCUUUCUUUCUUUCUAUCUGAUGUCACAUUGAGCUUGUUUGUCUACUGUGUACAAAAUGUCUGUUUAAUUUAUUUUUAAGGUUUCUCAAUGUGCAUUUUUGAAAAAGGCUCUGGGUUGAAGGACGCAUGCUGUUGCAACACAAGUGCCUUAUUGUAGACCCACACUGCAUUUACGAUGUUUACAGUGGACCACUACAAAUUAAAAUCUAAAACUGGAAACGUCUAAUGUCGCAGUUUGCAGGGAUUACAUUUGCAAUUACGGAUGUGUGUUUUUUUGCAUAAGCUAGGCCAGAAACUCCUCUACUUUAUUAAGGAUUUAUUGAACAUGUUCCAUGUAACUGGACGACUUGGUUAGUGUGGUUGUUGUAUGUCUAAACAGUCUUCAGCGUAGACGAACCUCAUUCAGUUCUACAUAAUAUAAUGCAGCUCUUAUACAGUAUACAUCCACAUAUUGAUUCCACUCAACAGGGACUGGAAUUGAUUUGCAGGUCAUGUGGUUCAUUUUUCCUGAUUGCCUGCCUUGUGAUGAACCCCCCAAUCGGCCCUCAGCAGAAGGGGGAAAAUUACAGCGCAUGCAUUGGUGAUUAAAAUACAGGUACCAUUUUUCUUCUUUUUUUUUUUUUUUUUAUAACCGUAUGUUUCCAUGACAACCCUACAGUGCCCUCAUGCCCCCUGAAGGUCUUGGAACAUUUCUCCUUUUUUUUUAAUGUUCUUAGCAAACGGCACCAUUCUCUCUUGUUCUUCCAUCACAUAUCAUAAAAUCUGUUCUGAACAUUUAUCAAUUACAAAAAAACUUCAACUCAGUGGUUGUAUUUUCCUAAUUUAUAAGCUUUUGAAUGUUUCCAGUCCCGUCAAUUUUCCAACACGUUUGGUUUAUUACUAAGAAAAAUUAAGAAUAAAGUGAUGAGUGAGAAAAAAGUAAAUUUAGUCAUAGUAUGGUUUGUAUUAAUAACAUGGAAGUAUUGUGGUGUUGCUGUAUUGUGGUGCAUACACUUUAUUACAAACCAGUCCCCCUCCUUCAAUACUGUGGUUAUCUUGUGCCAUGAGACUGUUUGUAUAAGCUUCAUUUAGCACUGAAAUAAUAAUUAUAUAUUUAUAGAAUUGUAUUAUAUUUAUCAUUUUAUUCAGUUGCAUAAAGGGGGAUAAGGUAUGUUUUUCUCUUUUUGGGAAUAGAUAGAUUAAGUAACUAUAGUUCUUAAUAAAUUAAAGAUUCAUAGGCUGUAAUCUGUGACUGUUAUUGAGCUUUGUUUCCUUAAAACACGAGAAAAGAGUUCAGGCAGAUUGAAGCUGAAUAAUUUCAGCUCUGUAGAAGAGCUGAAAUUUUUUGUUUAGUUAAGUAAUAAAUAUAUUAUUAGACUGACAGAACUAUUUUUGAUAUAAAUCAAUUUAAUCACUUUUCAGCCCAAAAUGCCAAACAUUUGCUCCGUAUGUUCCAGCUUCUUAUUCUACUUCAUUAUAAAUUGAAUACUUUUGGGGUUUUGCCUUUUUUGGACAAAAAUAUGGAAAUUGUGAUCUGCAAUUUGCCAGUUUUUCCUUUUAUUAUUAUUAUUAUUUUUUUUUAGAUGUUUUAUAGACAAAACAUUUGAUCGAGAAAUAAAUAGUUGAUUAUUAAAUGAAAAACUGGUUCAAAUUAUCUCCGAUUUUUUUUAACUUGUUUUAAGAAAAUCUAAAUUCUAAGGACUUAAUAAUGGACAAAAAUAACCUGAUAAGAUGCAUAAACUGCAUAUUUGUUAAUAACCUCAUCAAAGCAGCCAUAUCAGUACUGUAUAUACAGCCUAUGCUUCAGAGACUGGUGAAGAAGUAUUGUUUAAUAGGUUUCUAAUGGGAGACGGGACAUCUCUGUUGUAGCUCUAACACACUGCAGGUACAGAGUUCAUUAAUGCUCAUUGUACUUGACAAACUGUUCGGAAGGCUCAUUUGUAUAAAAUAGGUUUUAAAGCAUGUUUUGCACAAAUGUACACUUUAUCCACCGUUAACACCAGUAGUUUGAACACACAACGCACAGGAAGCAUGCUAACACACACACACACACACACACACACACAUACUCACACACAAAAGGGCUGUUGUUAGACAGUUUGAUAAGGGGGGAAAAUGUACGUUGUUAUUAUGGGAAUGUGGGGUGUCACAGGUCCAUGUUGGACGCUGACGUAGGAAGGUCGGACGCAUGGUGAAUGUGUAGAUUCACAAAGAGCACACACACACUUUUAUAUCACAACAGGGGAGUUGUUUAAGAUGUUUUCAAGGUUAGUGUGCAGAGUAUAAAAGUAUCAGACAAUAUGGAGUAGUAUUUGCCUUCAAUGUGGUUUCCAACGACCCUGUCUCUGUUUUUAUUUCCAUCCUGGCCGAGCAUUGAUCGAUUUUCUUAUUUUUUUAUUUUCUCUCCAGUCAUUAUCUUACAGCGUUCCUCUGUUUGACCCUGUUGAUUCUUGGAAUUGCAUCAUUACUGGCUUCUCUUGUGGUUCUUUGGUAUCGACCCAAACUAGUUGGAACUCAUUUAUUUCUGAGUUGUUGUUGUUGUUGUUGUUUUUUUAUGUUGCCGUCAUCUCACUCAUCCUCAGCCGUUCGGUGCCUGCACUGUGUCUCAGCAGUUUGACGGUUAUGAAGGCUUCUACAUCAAAUGUGGUCGAUUACUGAGUUGCAUAUUUACGUUUAUUGUUGACCAAAUUAUCGAUUCAAAGCCCAGACAUUUCUUCAGACCAGAUCACUGUUACUUUGAGGGCUACUUGUCAUGUAAACCUUUUCUUGGUUUACUCCUCAAGCAGAUUCAGGUUUAAAUUAUCAGGAAACCUGGUAAACAGAACACAGCUUAUUGAAGGAUGUUUGAAAAUGUGAAAUAGAGAGAAAAAAGAUGAGUGUAGGAUGAAACAUUUGGUGCAACAAGAAUUCAAAUCUGGGUUUGAAAGAGUCAUUGGUGCCUUUUUAAAAGAAAAAGAAAAUAAUGUUUUAUACAACCUUUCUUUUUAUAUAAUGCUCUUUGUUCCUUGUGUGAUUUAAAAACCACUCUUAAAAUGUAUAAAUACAUAUUUGUCCUUUGCUGUGUAUAAUUUGUAAUUUGCUACUUUGUUCUACUAGACACGUGUAAUA
Messenger RNA from Anoplopoma fimbria (sablefish), 4738 nucleotides. It is a transcript of the gene paqr6, whose product is annotated as progestin and adipoQ receptor family member VI. Gene Ontology annotation, molecular function: signaling receptor activity. Gene Ontology annotation, cellular component: membrane. The record is from RefSeq and is a predicted model, not a curated record. Lineage: Eukaryota; Metazoa; Chordata; Actinopteri; Perciformes; Anoplopomatidae. The transcript is spliced from 8 exons. The coding region runs from base 146 to 1402 and encodes 418 amino acids.